Molecule: messenger RNA, 639 nt
Organism: Clunio marinus
Lineage: Eukaryota; Metazoa; Arthropoda; Insecta; Diptera; Chironomidae
Source: the annotation of a GenBank genome assembly
AACACAACAUAUUAGCUUUCUUCGCAAUGAAUACGCUCAAAAUCUCUAUUGGCUUUGCUUUAGUUGCUCUCGCAUCAGCCGGUGCUCAAAGUUAUGUGAAAAGAUCGGAAAGUAAUGAUGGAUAUGUGAUAAGUGCCGGUGAGGGCGAUCAUCAUGAUGAACAUAAUGAUUAUUAUCACCACCCAUCAUACAAGUUCGAAUAUGGAGUGCAUGAUCCACAUACUGGUGAUCACAAAAGUCAUUGGGAACAUCGUGAAGGCGAUCAUGUCACAGGAGAAUACAGUUUAGAUGAAGCUGAUGGCACAAAGCGCGUCGUUGAGUACCAUGCUGAUGGGAAGACGGGAUUCCAUGCAAAUGUUAAACGAAUUGGUCACGCACAUCACACUGGUUAUGAACAUGGAGGUUUCGAAUAAAAAUGAACAAAUCAAACAUUGUGAUAUUGAAUAACCAAAAAAAUUAAAGAAACUACGACUGCAAUAAAACAACGCACUUAUUUCAAAAGCUUUAAACAUAACUCUUUUCAUUAUCUUAUUGUAUCCAUCUCGACACGAUAUUGAAACUUGAAAUUUCAAAAGUGUAUCAAUGUCGCAGGAGGUAAUAAUUUAAUUGCAUUGAGAAACAUAAAUAUUUCAAUUGAUU